AUGAUUUCCGGAAUUGCACACAUCAACCUCACCAUCCCUCGGGGAACGCUAGAGCAGGCCGAGGAGUUCUACGGCACCACCCUUGGGCUCAUCUCCGCGCCGGUACCGGAGCUCCAAAAGGGCACGAUUCUAUGGUUCAACAUUGGCUCAAGCGGGCAGCAAAUCCAUAUCUCAUUCGGGACAACUGAUCCCAGUGGCACUCGCCAUCCUUGUUUCAAGCUCCCCUCGCCGGAGGACCUGGAAGAGACCAAGACUAGUAUUUAUGAGCAUCAUGUGCGAGGUGGGUCGGCGGCCCCAAUGGCUGCUGAUAAGCCCGGUGAGAUGAACUCAGGUACUCAAGGGAAGGAAUAUCCCACACGGUUCUUUGCUCGUGACUAUGCGGGAAACCUGCUCGAGUUCACUUUGUAA
Messenger RNA from Penicillium salamii, 408 nucleotides. Lineage: Eukaryota; Fungi; Ascomycota; Eurotiomycetes; Eurotiales; Aspergillaceae. The record is from the annotation of a GenBank genome assembly.